GCACGAGACAAUCCACUGCCCCCAGGCUGUGGCUAAAAUUAGCGGAAAAAUCAAAACAAUCCGUUUCGUUAAGAUAAUUAAUGACACGGGAUAAAAAUAAGCGGAAUAUAAGCCAAUAUAUACAAACCAUAAAAUAGUGUUUUUUACAACAACAAAGUGUCAUACACUUUGGCACAGUGCGUUGUUUCUGCGAGAUCGUCUUAUAUAAGACGUCCGUAAAGAACCCGGAAAUCGGCCAAGUGGCGAAUGGAUUCAGAAAAAGUGGUUCGCGCAAUGGCACGUUGGUGGCAGACUGUUAGUCAGGAGGAUGGCGAUCCAAACUCUCACAAUCCAAUGCUCUAUGAUCCCCUGCAGGAUGGUGUGGUGAAGACUUCAAAAACCCGUCAAUAUCUGGCGGCGUUAAUAAUUUGCUUGGGUGCGGUUGCUGCAGGUACUGCUUUGGCCUGGACGAGUCCAGUUCUGCCCAAGAUUACGGCUAAUGUUAACAGCACAGCGAUCACCAACUCAACUAUUGGUAACUCGACAAUUGGUAACUCCACAAUUGGUAAUUUGACUAUUACCAACGGAACGACUCCCACUCCGUUGCCCAGUGAUGACCGCCUUCAACUGACUGUCGAUCAGACAACAUGGGUCAGUUCCCUGCUGGCUAUCGGUGCCUUCCUCGGAGCCCUUCCCAGCGGAUAUAUAGCGGAUACAAUCGGCAGACGGUACACCGCCAUGGUCAUGGACGUGCCUUUCAUUUUGGCCUGGAUUUCAAUUAGCUUUGCCCAAUCGGCCGGCUGGCUCUACGUGGGCAGAUUUCUGAUUGGUAUUUCCACGGGCAGCUUCUGUGUAGUGGCUCCCAUGUACAUAUCGGAGAUUGCAGAGACGAGCAUUCGAGGCACCUUGGGCACUCUGUUCCAACUGCUCCUCACGAUCGGCAUUUUGUUGGUGUAUGUGGUGGGAUCGAUGGUCACGUGGCAAACCUUGAGCAUGCUCUGCCUUUUGAUACCCAUUGCUCUGUUCUGUGGCCUGCUCAUCCUGCCAGAGACCCCAGUCUAUCUGCUUAAGAAGGGUCGCCGUUCCGAGGCCGCUCUCUCGUUGAAAUGGCUGUGGGGCCGCUACUGCGACUCCCGUAGUGCCAUCCAGGUGAUCCAAAACGAUCUGGAUCAAACCGUAGCAGACGCCUCUGUCAUGGACCUCUUCAGCAAUCGUGGCUCCCGUAAUGGCCUAAUAAUCUCCGCACUUCUGAUGGUCUUCCAGCAGUUUUCGGGCAUCAAUGCGGUGAUCUUCUACACGGAGUCGAUCUUCCAGUCGGCGGGAAGCUCCCUCAAUGCUUCGCUCUGCUCCAUUAUCGUGGGUGUGGUGCAGGUGAUCAUGACCCUGACUUCAUCCCUGCUUAUCGAGAAGGCUGGACGCAAAAUACUGCUGAUCUUCAGCAGUACGGUGAUGACCAUCUGUCUGGCCAUGCUCGGCGCCUACUUCAACAUGAGUAAUAGUGGCAAGGAUGUGUCGGCCAUCGGCUGGUUGCCCCUGCUCUGCGUGGUGCUCUUUAUUAUCAGCUUCUCGGUGGGAUACGGCCCCAUUCCCUGGCUAAUGAUGGGCGAACUCUUUCUGCCCGACGUCAAGGGCAUCGCCGUUUCCCUCACUGUCAUGCUGAACUGGCUGUGCGUGUUCGUGGUGACGAAAUGCUUUAGCUCCAUGAACGAGUCGCUGGGUUCGGAUGUCACCUUCUGGUUCUUCGGAACCUGGAUGGCAUUGGCCACUAUUUACGUGGCCAUUGCCGUGCAGGAGACGAAGGGCAAGAGUGCUAGCCAAAUCCAAAACUGGCUCAGUGGUCGCUAGGUAGCCCGCAAGGGUAUCCUGGAUUUUAGAAUAGUCUAGCUAAAUGCCAUUACACUCGUAGGUGAAUAAGCCGGAAAAACAAGGAAUGAGAUAGAUAAAUACCUUUGUAAAUGAGAUAAGAUCCAGAUUACAUAUAUUAACUUGGGAUGUAAAAGGAAGAAAUCCUUGGGAUCUAUCUUUACAAGAAUGCUUACUACUUUGUGUACUUUGUAUAUUUCAAAAAUGCAAGCUAAUACAUUCUUCUCAUAUGCUCGCAAAGGUAAUAAUUGGGAUCCGAGGACAUUAUCACGCAAAAAGUACAAUUAAACAUAUCUAUGUUAUAGCAUGUGCCUUAUGUUUCAAUUGACUUUCACGCUUACAUUAAGUGUAGUGCAACUAGUUCCUAAGUACUCAUUUCCGAAAUGAUUUGAUUUCGCCCUUAAAAAGAAAACUCGCCACCUUCUCUUUUUUGUAGAUCGUUUUUGUUGUAAAUAAAUAUAUUUGUUAAGAUGGCAAAGACAUGUAAAUUAUAUACAGAAAUAAAUGCACAUAUAUUUGAUAAUAAA
Messenger RNA from Drosophila kikkawai, 2369 nucleotides. Its product is annotated as facilitated trehalose transporter Tret1-2 homolog. Gene Ontology annotation, biological process: transmembrane transport; carbohydrate transport. NCBI's taxonomy places the organism in Eukaryota, Metazoa, Arthropoda, Insecta, Diptera, Drosophilidae. Gene Ontology annotation, molecular function: sugar transmembrane transporter activity. The record is from RefSeq and is a predicted model, not a curated record. Gene Ontology annotation, cellular component: membrane.